This is a messenger RNA of Ceratina calcarata, 1580 nucleotides long. RefSeq lists its product as uncharacterized. The record is from RefSeq and is a predicted model, not a curated record. The transcript has 4 exons. Lineage: Eukaryota; Metazoa; Arthropoda; Insecta; Hymenoptera; Apidae. The coding region runs from base 396 to 1457 and encodes 353 amino acids.
UCCCAUCUCAGUUGCGCCGAUGGCACCGUGCCCCUUAGCCCGCGUGCCCGCAUCACAGCCCGAUACCGGGCAUUUACAAUUGCAACUUGUAACUUCGAAGAGUUCCUAAAAAUGCGGCGUCUGCUAGAGCGCUGACGGCGUAAUAAUAAUCAGGAACAAAGCAAUUUAAUCUAAUCUGUUGAACAGUAUAAAGUAUGGAUUCUGGGAAUUGGGCUCAGCAAAUACAGCCUUCGAUGUUUAUCUAUUAGCAACAUGUUCUGUUUAAAAUGGUGUGCGUUUUAUAACGAUUAGUCAUGUCAUGGGCGAGGUAUAACCUACGUACGAUGUUUCUAACGUAACGUAUCAGUCUGAUUAUCGUCAAUAAACUGAAAAUAUAUCCGAUUAAAUGAUGAGCGAUGCGUACCAAAGGCCUGCUACUGUUGCUUAUCUGCAUAGCAGGGAGCAGCAUCAUUUUCAUUGCUUUUUGCAAUCAACGACCUUCCAUACAAACUUUGGUUACAGAGACCCACAAGCAAUUACGAAGCUUCCAAGAGAAUUUGAAAGAUGUCGAGGAGAAGCGGUUAGUAACGGAUUCUAAAUAUCUUGCGAUGCUUGGGUUGGAUGGACAAGCACGCACAACACCUUGUAGUCUUAAAUCCCAAAAUGUGAAUGUUGUUUCCCUCAUUAGACCUGGAAAUGAGCAACACAUCUAUGGUUUUGUGAGAAAUAUUAGUCACUUUUUACCAAAUAAUAGCAUUGUCAUUUAUAGUGUUGGGUUAAAUGAUGAUUCUUUGCAAAAUAUUAAAACAGCUUGUAACUCCACAAAGUGUAACGUAAUUCAUUUUGAUACAAGUCUAUUUCCAACUCACGUUGAAGAUGACAGACUCCAUGUUUAUAGACCCUUAGUUAUUCAGACAGCUUUAAAUACAUUAGGAAAUAUAUUGUACAUGGAUUCAAAUGUACGCUUAAAUUCUUCAGAUAUCGUAAAAUGUCUUUCUCCAAAAUCUGGAAUCUUGACUUGGCCUACAAGGCAUGCAAUUAGCUCCUUGACGCAUCCAAAAAUGUAUGAAUAUUUUCAUGUUUCUGCAGAAAGUUUCUUCUUUCUUCCUCUAAUUAGAGCAUCACACAUAGUAAUUAGGAAUACAAAAGAAAUUAGAGAGAAAGUGAUGUUACCAUGGGUUCAAUGCGCGUUAACAAGAGAUUGUAUUUGUCCCAUUGGAGCUCAAUCAGCGGGUUGUCGAUUUAAUAAGAAACCGCAAUACCGGUAUUCCGGUUGCCACGCGUAUGACGCUUCUGCACUGAAUAUCGUACUUGGCUUGCACUUCAAUUUCGACGAUACGUGUUACAUACACCAAGAACGUGAAACGUAUUUCAAUCAAAUACAACCAGAGGAGAUUACCGAGGAGUAUCUUAUGAUCACGCGACAAAACAAUGCGACUGAGUCGAAUUUAAGAAAUAUCAUAUCAACAGAACGCUAAUUUUUUUCGAAGAUUUUGAAUCAUUUUAAAAAGAGAAUUAAGUGAUACAUCGAUGAAGCACAAGUUAAUAUAUAAGGAUAUGUACUAAGUUAAGAAACGAAUAAAGACUUUAGUGAAUAAUUA